This is a messenger RNA of Anneissia japonica, 3647 nucleotides long. Its product is annotated as adhesion G-protein coupled receptor G2-like. Bases 492 to 2690 code for a protein of 732 amino acids. Lineage: Eukaryota; Metazoa; Echinodermata; Crinoidea; Comatulida; Comatulidae. Gene Ontology annotation, cellular component: membrane. Gene Ontology annotation, biological process: cell surface receptor signaling pathway; G protein-coupled receptor signaling pathway. The record is from RefSeq and is a predicted model, not a curated record. Gene Ontology annotation, molecular function: G protein-coupled receptor activity. The transcript has 13 exons.
CAGUAUUUACAGUUUCACCAAAGAGAGCAGAGGCUAACAUUCAAGAUACUGUCAGUCUUACUUGCUCAUCGAGCAAUUCAAGUAACUGGAAGUGGUAUAAGGACAAUAGUCCGAUUGUAUCAACAACAAAUCUACAUAAUAUAACAAUUAGGAUAACAGUUGAUAAUCAAGGAUAUUACUAUUGCGGAGGAUUUGGAGCUGGAGAUUAUAGUGCAACACAAAAGCAUUCAAACAGAGUCCUAUUGCUUGUAAAAGGUAUUUUAGUAUUUCCUGUUUCUUUAACUUUUAACCGUGACUUUGAAGACGAUCUUUAUGACCCUUCAUCUACGGCUUUCAAAAAAGAAGCGUCUAAUAUCACUAACUAUUUGAGCGAGAGUUUGUCGUUGAACGUAACAAUUCAAGUACGUAGCUUCUCUCCUGGCAGUAUCAUUGCUGAUGUCAACUUCUACUUGUUAAACACAGACACUUCUUUCUAUGAUCAAUUUUUGGAAAUGUUAACCCAGGAACUGAUUAGAAUUGGAAACAACUCUGAUGGAAUUCUGAACGUUGAUAGUAUCGUAAUACGCAGCACAGUAACGUGUUAUGGAGAAGUUUAUGGAAAAUUUACGUUUCCUGAUGCCUUAGUUAGACAAACUGUAUAUUCAGUAGAAAAAUGUGAUGAGUGGACAGUAAAUUAUGAACUGCAAAAGGCUAGCCGAUCAUGUACUGGCGAUGGAUUUAGCGCAGCAGAAUGGGACGAACCUGUAGAGGCAGACUGUGGAAUGAACGCUACUACCGAACAAUUGUUAGAACGUUUAACUAUGGUUAACGUCACAAUUGAGAAUGUUAAAGAGGUGAGCAAUGAUGUGGAAGAUAUUACAACGGAAGCAGAUAUGAUUUCUGUGGAAGCUUUACAAAGUACUGCUGAAAUUCUGGAAGAUAUUCUAAACACAGAUUCUGAUUCUAUUGAGGUUACCAACUCUGUUGUUCAGGUAGUUAAUAACUUGUUCAUCGCUGAAGAAGCAAUUUUGAUGCAAAGUCAACUAGAGGAUCAAGCCCCUACUAAGAUUGUUGAAGUUCUUGAAGAUCAACUGAGUCUAGUGGAGCUAGAUGAUGAUAAUGUUUAUAACGAAGUUACCCCCAAUCUUGCAGUACAGGCUCAGAAAGUUAAUGUCAGCCAAGCAAGCCAAGAAGAGUUGAUUUACUUUACAUUUAUAUCAGAAUCAAGUGCAAAUGGUGUAGGUGUUGUUCAAGGGAUCGAUGAUAACGUGAAAAUACCUGAUCCUGCCAAUGUGUCAAUUGCUGUGCCAACUGGUAUAUCUGACGUUAUCAAAGAAAAAAAUAUGACCGAUUUCCGUAUUGUAGUUAUUGUAUACAACGACAGUAGGUUGUUCCAAUCAGCUCAGUUUGUUAAUGAUAGUUCAGGUCGCAGACCGAAUAGUCAAGUCAUUUCUCUGUCAGUGCCGGAACUAGAUCGCUUUGAAUUGGAUGAGCCCAUCGUUAUAACGUUUAUUCCACUUGAGAUAUCUGAUACAAACGAGAAUACAACUUGCGUGUUUUGGGACUACAGGCUUGAUGGUGGAAUAGGGGGAUGGUCACCCGAGGGUUGUACGUUCGUAAAUGGAUCUGCCGAUGGGAGCGAUAGACAGUAUUGCGAGUGUAAUCAUCUAACUAGCUUCGCUAUACUAAUGGAUUUUUAUCAACGAGAACCGCCUCCACCAGCGUCCACUGUUGUGACUAUAGUUGGUUUAAGCAUAUCAAUUGCAUCUCUUUGUUUAACAGUUUUUACCUUUUUAUCCAACAAAAAAUUUCGGAAGAGUGUACCAAAGCAAAUUCUAUGUCAGCUGUGUCUGUCUCUACUUGGUCUGUACAUUGUCUUUCUUGCUGGAAUUGAUCGAACUGAAAGCAAUACAGGAUGUAUUGUAGCUGGGGCUUUGCUCCAUUACUUCUUGCUGUCAUCAAUAUUCUGGAUGAGUGUUCAAGCUGUAAAUAUGUAUAUUUUGUUUGUGAAGGUCUUCAAUACACAUAUACCACACCUUUUUAUAAGAGCUUGUUUAUUUGCAUGGGGUUUACCAGUUCCAAUUGUUAUGGUGUCUGUAUUAAUUGAUAUUGAUACCUAUGUUGAUUCGAUAAAUAAUUGUUUCCUGACUCUUCAACGUCUGUAUUAUGCUGUUGCAGUUCCUGUCGCCAUAUCUUUACUUUUCAAUGUGAUUGUUUUUAUUAUGGUGCUUAACAAUUUAAGCCAGCUUAAGAAAAAUACAAGCAAGGUUUCAUCAAAAGCAAAGAAAAACAGAACAAAAGGAAUGCAAAUGUUACACAAUGUAGUCAGCAUUACAACUGUUUUGGGAUUGACAUGGCUUAUUGGCUUCUUUGCUAUCGGUGAUGCAUCAGAAAUUAUGCUGUGGCUAUUUUGUAUUCUUAAUUCUUUCCAAGGGUUUAUCAUCUUUAUAAUGUAUUGUGUUAGAAAUAAGGAAGUAAGAACUCAUUGGAGGGAAAUGAUUCACAACGCACCUAUUAAUUCAAAACGUAUUAGAUAUUACUUGUCUGGUAAAAACCAAGCAAAUUCCGAACUUGUAAGGACCCCAUCCACUAAGCGAAGAUCAUUAUCCAACUCACAUUCCUUUUCCAGCAAACAUAGUCGCAGUGAUAGUAGUGAAGUUAAGCUCGGAAGGCACUCGUACACGUCGGAAAACGUCAUUUUAAGAGGCUAAUAAUAUUUACCCGUUAGUAUUUGAAUAAAUGCCAACAUUAUUUACUUUGAAUAUGCAAAAACAAAAUAAAAGACAGACACAUUAUGCCAUAGGGGACAAUUCAAACGUUAGGUGGCCUGGUAACAACUUGUGAGCGGAGCAUGAAUGCCAUCGGUUGGGCUUAGGGGUUCAAUGCCCUUAAUAAAUUAACAUUCUUAAAGUUUUUUACACAUUUUACGGUGUAACGACCAAAAUUAAUAAACACAGGAUAAACGACAGUUAACUGGUAAUCUGUACAGUAUCUCACCUAAAGUCAGCCUAAAAUUUUGUCAAAAUCAUAUAUUCAAAUAUGUUUGUUUUGAUAACUGUUUUAGCAGUCAUUUGCUAAGUGUUAUGCUCAUACUGAUGUGUGUGUAUUACAUUUAGCAGUGCGUUCAUAUACUAAUUAUGUUCCUGCAGUAUGUGCUAACACACAGCUAACGAGACGUCACGCGUUCGGAUACGAUGAAUAACUAUUUUAUUGUGUUCGAAGAACAAUGUAAUGUUAUUUUGCUAUACAUUCGUCAAAGAAAUAAACAUUUCCUUAAGCAUUUAAAAGAAUACACUAGGCCUUAUUCACUUUUUGGUCGGUGCAGACAGGUCAAAUUAUGUGAUGAUUUUAUAUAUUGGGUAGGAUACUUUCUAGUCCUACGACUUGGUGGCCUUUUGCUUAGUCCAAAAUCUGAUUUCGUUCGUUGAGUCUUUAAAAUAAGUUUAGAAUAAUCCUAUUAAAUGUUCAUUCUUUAGGUUAUUAUUAUUAUUAUUAUUGUUAUUAUUGUUAUUAUUAUUAUUAUUAUUAUUAUUAUUAUUAUUAUUAUUAUUAUUAUUAUUAUUAUUUAAUAAUAAUUAUAUUCCAAGGAUAGUCUGACCAGAUUAAUAAUACCAAAAUGAUAUAUUUAAUUUAUUAUUAUUAUUAUAAUUUGAUAAUACUCCUCUUAU